AUGGAUAAGGAAGAUGUGGAGCACGGCUCGCAAGCCACGACGAACCCGGCCGACGACCUCCCCGCCGUUGCGGUAGCCGAGCAGCUCCUCAACCGGACCAAUACGCUCCUCUCCGAGUUGGAGUCCUUCAGCACGCUCCUUGAAACCCACCGGCGGCCUCAGAUUCUCGGCCAUAGGCCGUUCAUCCAAGAUAUCAACGCCGAGAAGCGUUUCAUUGAACGGCUGCUCACAAAAGCCAUUGCCGAAACCACGCAUCAGGAAGAGGACGGCAAAGACGGAGACCCCCUCGAUGCCCUCGAAGCGGACCGAAAAAUUAAGCACCAACUCAGCUCCACCAAUAUUACCUCCUACGAGGCCCAGUGGGCCGUGGUAAAGUCGUGCCGUGGCAUCGUUGCCCUGCGUCAGACCUUCUCACGGCAACACCCUUCGCGGCGACCCCAGAAGGGCGGCAACCGCGCGUUAUCCCCUUCAUCCAAGAUCAAAGCGCAUGUAAAGAAGACGCAGGAUGGCGUAUUGGUGGACGCAGUCAUCGAGGACGGCCGCGAGUGGCUGAAAGUGUCGGCCAUCAGCGAGCGGCAGCUGCUGUUCCAGAUGGCGCGGCAGGGUUGGCAAAACGACUCUGACAGUGACGACGAAGAGCUGGGAAAACCCAUUGGAGGCGGUGCUAGAGACGACGACUCCGACAGCGAUGAUGAGGACGAAGUUGUCAUCGUCCGGUUAGCCAAACACCUCAUCCAAGCAGCCCGUGCAAAUCGCCACAACUACCGCCACCCGCGCGUACGUCUCGUCCUACCCAAAAUCGAAGAAGGCCGCGUCAAGGAGAUCGAUGCCAUUCUCGCCCGCAUACGUGCCAUGUCGACUCCUGCCACGCCGCUCACCGUCGAAACCGGCAUGUCCUCGUUACACACAACCAACACUGCACCAGACCUCACUCCGCUCCUCACAUCCCCCUUUUCCACAUUCACUCCCACCCUCAAUAUCGACUGCACCCUGCUCGUCGCCCUCGCCUCCGACAUCUCGCAUUCGCACUGCACCAUCCAGCCCUGGUACCCGAGCGCCGUGCAAGGCCAGAUUCGCGACGAGGAUCGGGAGGCUCUGAUGCCCAACACGCUUUACCCAGCGCUGAGCGGUGCGCGCAAGCUCGUCUGCACGCGUGAGGCUGCUCGGCGGAUGCGCGAGAUCGUAGCGACCAUCGGGACUGAGAGCGAGGUGGCGAGGGCGGCAUUGCUUCUCUCUUCCUACGACGAAGAUGACGAUGAAGAAGGAAAACAAGGAGAGGAGAAGGCCGACGGCGUUGACGGCGCCACACAACAACAACAACAACCGCCGCAGAAAAAAUAUUCCACCCGCGAGGAGCUGCUCGACGCCUUCCAAGCCUUGUCCAUCUACCCCGUGCCGCGCGACCUGCAGCUGCCCAUCACCGUCGUCCCGUCACCACCAUCCUACGACUUCGUCGACGGACACGUCACACCCACACCCGCCGACACCCCCUCCAAAAUCAACGACGACGACAGCGACGAAGCCGGCGGCCCGAUGCCGAAACUACCCAGGGUCGCCGAAGCCGUUUCCGCGCGCCUCACCGACAUCAACCGCUCCAUCUUCCUCUACGGCUGGGCCGAGGGCAUCACGACCCUCUCCUCGAACGGGACCGUGGCCAAGCAGAUCGAGACGCUGGUCGAGCAGCACCGCACGCGCGACGAUGAGGUGGGGCCUGACGUCUGGGUUUGUCCCGUCGCGAGGAGUUUGGUGGCGAAAAAGGGCCGGCGGCAGUGGUGA
Messenger RNA from Lasiodiplodia theobromae, 1776 nucleotides. RefSeq lists its product as uncharacterized. The coding region runs from base 1 to 1776 and encodes 591 amino acids. The transcript has a single exon. The record is from RefSeq and is a predicted model, not a curated record. NCBI's taxonomy places the organism in Eukaryota, Fungi, Ascomycota, Dothideomycetes, Botryosphaeriales, Botryosphaeriaceae.